This is a messenger RNA of Cladophialophora immunda, 2334 nucleotides long. RefSeq lists its product as uncharacterized. Gene Ontology annotation, molecular function: basic amino acid transmembrane transporter activity. Gene Ontology annotation, biological process: transmembrane transport; basic amino acid transport. Gene Ontology annotation, cellular component: fungal-type vacuole membrane. The transcript has 2 exons. Lineage: Eukaryota; Fungi; Ascomycota; Eurotiomycetes; Chaetothyriales; Herpotrichiellaceae. The coding region runs from base 373 to 2046 and encodes 557 amino acids. The record is from RefSeq and is a predicted model, not a curated record.
CAUCGCUCCAUCUCUUGGGUUUCUUCCUCCGUCUAAUAAAUCAUUGCAUCAGAUCUACGACACUUCACCUGACUUCCCGCCUGUCUAACGUUCCGAUCUACUUGAUCUACGUCUACGAGGUUGAGCCAGGAUCGCCUGUUAUCGCAAGGGAGCAGCUUGGCAGAGCGUGUUUCGUGCAGGAUACAAGAGUCAAGAGCACGGAGGAGAACAUCGCGAGAGCAGGUGUCUCGUCGGAUCUAAUCGAAUUGAAUCAGUAAAUACCAGAAAAUCACGACUGUCCAGGUCCCAACACAGAGGACUUCAGCAUUCAGGACCUACCUUUCUCGGUGUCACUAUACUCAACCCCGCCACCAACCGCCCAACGCCCACAAAAUGACGCUUACAAGGGACGAAAGCGAUACAGACCACGAUCACCCCCCAACCGAGACGAGUCCUCUGCUCAGUGAGCAGAAUGGCGCCGCCGUCGAUCCGGAGAGCGCGCAGCCGGCGCCGGAGACGGGAGCCGACGAGAUUGCUCUGGCCGAGGAACCCAGCACCAAGAAGCUCGUCGCCAUCAUGGCGGCGACGUGGAUUGGGGUCUUUUUCGCUGCGUUGGACACGACCAUCGUGGCGACCCUGACGGCCCCGAUCUCAUCGAGCUUCAACUCGCUCUCGCUCCUCUCAUGGCUGGCGACGGGCUACUUGAUCGCCAACUCGGCGUGCCAGCCCCUGUCGGGCAAAUUGACGGACAUCUUCUCGCGGCGGUGGGGGUUGAUCUUCUCCAACAUCUUCUUCGGCGCGGGCACGCUGCUGUGCGGGCUGGCGCCCAGCGCGGGGGCCAUCAUCGCGGGCCGCAUCGUCGCGGGCGUGGGCGGCGGCGGCCUCACCUGCAUCGCGACCUACAUCACCAGCGACCUGGUUCCCUUGCGGCGCCGCGGCCUGUGGCAAGGGUACGGCAACCUGGUGUACGGGCUGGGGAUGGGGCUCGGCGGCGUGUUCGGCGGCGUGCUGGCGGACCAGCUAUCGUGGCGCUGGGCGUUCCUGCUGCAGGUGCCCUUCAUCGUCGUGUCGACCGUCAUGGUGUUCUUCCUGGUCGACAUCCCCGUGAACCCGAGCACGCAACCGCCGCUGUCGCGCAUCGACUUCCUCGGCUCGGGCUUCCUGGUCGCCUCGCUCGUGCUGCUGCUCCUGGGGCUCAACACGGGCGGCAACCAGCUCCCCUGGUCGCACCCGCUCAUCGUCGCCAGCCUGGCGCUGUCGGCCGCCACGCUGGCGGGCUUCGUGUACCUGGAGUCGCAGCCGCGGUGGGUGCCGGAGCCCGUGCUGCCCGUGGCGCUGAUCGCGCGCACGCGCACCGUGCUGGCCGCCUGCCUGGCCAACUGGUUCGGCACCAUGUCGGCCUUCCUGGCCAUCUACUACGUGCCGCUGUACCUGCAGAUCCGCGGGCUGUCGGCCACGGCGGCGGGACUGCGCGUCGUGCCGCUCGCGGCCGCGACCUCGCUGGGGAGCCUGGCGUCGGGGGUCCUGAUGCGCGCCACGGGGCGGUACUACGCGCAGAUGGUCGGGGUGAUGCUGACGUUCGUGCUGGGCGCGGCGCUGGUGUGCUCGUUCCAGCUCGACACGCCCGGCUGGAUGACGUUCGUGUUCCCCACGCCCCUGGGCUUCGCCUACGGCGGCAUGCUGACCAUCACCCUGGUGGGCAUGAUCAGCUCCGUCGACCACGAGCACCAGGCCGUCAUCACCGCCGCGUCCUACGCCUUCCGCUCCACCGGCUCCACCAUCGGCAUCACCGUCGCCGGCGCCGUCUUCCAGAACAUCCUCACCGACGAGCUGCGCGCCGAGUUCGGCGCCCUGCCCGGCAGCGAGCGCGUCAUCCGCAGCAUCCGCGACAGCCUCGAUGGCAUCAACCACCUGCCCCCCGGCUGGGACCGCGCCGCCGUCCUGCACAUCUACAUGGACGCCUUGCGGGGCGCCUUCGUCUCCGGUCUCGGCCUGGCCGUCCUGGCCGCCAUUGCGGGCUUGGGCAUGAAGGAGCACGUUUUGCACAAGAACCUCGCCAGGAAGUGAUGGGCCAAAGGGUCCACGGGAAGUCCCACAAUGGCGUAUAUCAGGACUCUUACUACCAUUGUACAACGUUACAGAAGGAAAUCUCGUUUCUAGUUCAAGGGCCGUCGAGGGUAUCAAGUCUAGAGUCCCAAAAGUACGGCGUCAACAGAUCGGAACUUAUCACAGGAGCGGACGUAGGGGAUCAAUCACAUAUAAACAUUGAACGUAAUCUAGUGUUGUGGCCUUCUGCCUACCAACUGCGCCUGCUGCCCCUGGUUACCUAUGGCCUAAGUCAAUAUGGGCCUCUCG